AACAAGAAGUGUAUAUUUUAGAAAUAAAUUAGUAAUUUGCUCUAACAAGCUACAGAAUGCCACCAUUACCCGUUAGUGCAGUAGCGCUUCCGGGAACUUUUAUAUCAGCUAUAUUAGAGAGAAAUCGAGAAAAUGACUUUACUGAUUCUGCUAAAGACAAACAGAAUACGUUGUUAGCGACCUCUUCCGCUGACAAAGAAACAGCUUUUUCUUGUAUUCAACAGAUUGAUUUGAAGAUUCAAAGUGUAAAGACGGAAAUUUUACAAAUAAUUCUUGAUCGUCAAGAUGCUUUUAUUAAGUUAUAUAAUAAUUCCAUUUCAUUGCGAGAUAAGAUUGAUACAUUGUUUAUGGAACUAGAUAUUGUUUCUCGAGGAGUAAAUCAUUCUGAGACUGGGAUGAAACCAAAACUUGUUAGUGCAUUACAAGAGAAUAGGAUGGUGAUGCAGGAAGUUAAGGAUACCAAAUCAGUGGUGGACGCUUUAGAAUAUUUAAAUGAGAUACAAAAUUGUGUAAAAAGAUUUCAAGAAUACUUAGCACAAGGUCGUAUUGAGGAAGCUUCUGGUACUAUCACAUAUAUGGAUAGUUUGUUAGAAUCACCUCCUAUAACAACUGAGCGCAAAAUUCAAAUUUUUGAUAAGCUGAAGUCCCAAUUAUCCAUUAUGAAAGAGUCAUUGGAUCAAACCCUUGAUAAUUUAUUAACGCAAUCAAUUUCUUUCAAGAAAGUUGAUGAUGAGGAGGGAUUUAGUCUUACCGUAUUGUCUUCUAUAGAAGGAGCAAACGCCACAGCGCUCUUAACAUCAGUGUUUAUUUCCCUUAAUGAGAUCGAUUCAAUUAAUAUGCAAUUAUCGAGAUUAAAAAAGAAUGUAAUGAAGUAUUUAAUUGUACCUUUAUUGAAACAUCGCGAAUCAUGGGAUGCUUCCAUAGAGGUUGAUGAUAAUAUCAAGGCUCGUUUGGUUAUUGGGCCAAAUUCGAAUGUUAAGAAUAUAAACAAAGAUAGAGUUUUUACGCCACUCAUUACCAUAUUUAAGUUCAUUUAUACAUUUAUAUUUGGCGGUCUUGAUCCUUCUUCCAAAGAAUUUAUAAUAUUACCGCUUGCCACUCAAUAUGCUUCCACCUUUGGCAAAUUUAUUUCGCAUGAUUUACGUGAUGUCGUUAUUAGUGAAUACCUUUCACAUGUAAUUCCUACGGAAACGUUUGAAUUCAAAAGAUUUGAUGAAAUCGCACAUGAUGUAAGAGAUUUCCAGGCCGAAAUGCGCAAAAUGGGAUUUAUGCGUCAGUCUCGAGAUGCAGAGGAAGAAGAAGAACGAACUUUGGGAGCAUAUGUGGCAAAAGUUGAUGUUCAUUUCACGAUUAAAAAACGUGAUAAGUUAUUAGAGCUUGGACGAAAUAUUAUGUUAGAUGGAAAUUUCGAGAGCGAGAUUAUCGAGGAACAAGAACCGGAACUAGAUUAUAAUGAACAAGAUUCUCUUAAUGAUGAACAGGGAGUUAAGUCUAAUAACAUUAGUGAAAUUAAUAAACAAAAAGAAGUGGCGGAGAAGGAUAUAUUUGCCAUUCAAAAUGACAAUGAUAUCCCUAAUGAUGGCUGGGAAGUUGAUUGGAAUGAGGGAUGGGAUGAAGGUAGUUGGGAUGAAUCAGAUGAUCCACAAAAUAAAAGUGAAAGUUUAAUUAAUAAAAAUAUAAAGAGUGAACAGAUUACAACGAAAAAGAAAUUAGUUCGAUAUUCCAUCUCGAAUAAAGUAAAGCCUCUGAUAAAUUUGGUCAUAAAAACUUUAAACGAAGCGUGUAAUUUAAACUCUAAAAGCGGAGUGCGUCUUUAUCAAGCAACUCUUGAUUUUUUUGAUUUAUAUCGUGCCAUUAUGCCAGUUUUUCAUUAUAACACAUUUAGUAAUGUGCCUGCCUUAGCUAUGUUAUUUAGGAAUGAUUGUAUAUGGCUUGCAAACCAGCUUCUAGUUGUGCAAAGUCAAUUCAUAAAUAGUUUAUCAUUUGAUUCUGAACAAGCUGAUGAUAUUAAAGGUAAAAUUUCAUAUAACGAGACCAUUGAAGAAUUACGCGAAUUAGGUAAAGAAUGGUAUGAUAAUCAAAUUGAUAAACAAAAAGGCGUUCUUAAAGAAAUUCUGGAUGAAAUGAAUGGGGUACAACAGAUUGCAGACGAUGAUAGAUUUGAAGCAUGUCAAAGUGCAAUGAAUCAAAUUUUGUAUACAAUGAAUCAUUUAUCUAAAAUUUGGAAGGAUGUUUUAUGUCCAACGGAAUAUUAUACGGUAUUAGGCGAAUUGAUAGAUUCUGUAUUAGCAUGUAUGACAGAUUACGUUGAGGACUUAUAUGAUAUAUCUGAAGUAGAGUCAGAACAAUUAAAUUUAAUUUGUAAAAUGUUAUUUCAGCUAGAAAAUUUAUUUAAUGAAAAAGGGGUAAAUUCGAUAGAAAAAUACACAAAAAAUUGGACGAAAUUUCUUCAAUUGACAGAUAUACUUGAAUUAUCACAAGCAAAAAUUAUGAGCAGAUUUCGUAAUGGCGAGCUUGUAUGUUUUACAACUGGUGAAUUGGAAGGACUUAUUUGUGCUUUAUUUGCAGACACACAAAUUAGAGAAAACACUUUGUCAGAAAUUAGAGAGGGACAUCCACAUUAUGCGGAAAAACUUAAUAUAUUAUAACCGCUAUUAUUAUAUAAAUAAGUCAUUGGUUUUUUUGUUGUAAUAGAUUAAUGAUGCUUCCAUAAAUCUAAGAGUUUAAUAAGAAAAUUUAAUAAGAAUCUUAUACAUUUUAAAAAAAUUUAAACUUAUUUACUCAUUUAAUUCGCCCUCAUUUAAUACUGCGUCGACUUUAUUAGUUUCAAGUCCAGUUCUGCCAUCUUUAAUAAGCUAAUUAAAAAAAAUAGUAUUUUACAAAGACAUUUUUUUUUUUUUUUU
This is a messenger RNA of Rhizophagus irregularis DAOM 181602=DAOM 197198, 2903 nucleotides long. RefSeq lists its product as uncharacterized. The record is from RefSeq and is a predicted model, not a curated record. Lineage: Eukaryota; Fungi; Glomeromycota; Glomeromycetes; Glomerales; Glomeraceae. Gene Ontology annotation, cellular component: RZZ complex. Gene Ontology annotation, biological process: endoplasmic reticulum to Golgi vesicle-mediated transport; mitotic spindle assembly checkpoint signaling.